Molecule: messenger RNA, 1338 nt
Organism: Pomacea canaliculata
Lineage: Eukaryota; Metazoa; Mollusca; Gastropoda; Architaenioglossa; Ampullariidae
Exons: 3
Coding region: 42-503 (153 amino acids)
Source: RefSeq, a predicted model, not a curated record
UCUUACCAUCCUGUAGUUCACCGUGCAGCAGUUGGCGGGGGAUGCGGAGACCUUCCAUCCUCAUGACACAUCCCGUUCAACAGAGUUGGGCUUUAAGGAGUAUGGGGUUGAUUCUGAUGCAGUCUGCCCUCUCCAUGACUUCUGGGCUACUCUGCACUCCUUUCCCCGGAAGGCUUCUGCAUAUUCCAGAGUGCUUCGUUGCCAGUCUUUGUGGACGUGGCAGUUCGUCUGGAUUUUUCUGUAGGAAGACAUCCACGAUUGCUCUACCAUGUUGCGGUACCCGGGCCUUUACAUCAGAGGUCGAAACAAAACGUUUUCUCUUCUUUCUUCCCAUCAAGUCAGCAGGGUGUCGCGACCCAUUUCCUGACUGCAGACUUGAAGAGGAAAUAGCGAGGAAGUUAAUUACUGCUGUCUGUAAGGCAGGAGCAUGCAACUGGGAUCAGCGCCUGCACCCAAAACACCAGCCUCGCCAUACUUAUGGAUACGGAGAGGUACACCUCUAGAGGUCGCCACAGAAAAUUGAUGAAAGAACCCCCCAACGGGUCUCCGCUGUCACCCUGCAUUGUAGCACUUGCCUUGAUGACGUGUUCCCUUCAAACCGGAAGUCCCUGAAACUUUGCCGCUGCCCCGAGCACAGCAAUGUGUCUGGCCAUUGUGAAUGGGAGGAAAUUUUGGCCAGAGGACUUUUGGACGAAGGUGGACAGGUUGAGACGAGGUUUCAUGUAAAGAGCCAAGGAGGCCAGGGAUUGUAGGGUGUGGAAGACAGGACUGGAGGUGAGAAGGGAGGAAUGAGAGGAGAGGAGAACGAUAGACAGCGUGCUUGUGUGCUUUGCCAGCAUGCCUUUCUCGCUGCACUAAAGCAUAAAAGUGUAAAGAUUAAAGGGAUGAACUUUUAUGUAAUAAUUGUGUAAAGCUCAUUGUACGAUGUUUUUCCAAAUCACACACACUCUCUCUCUUACUUUCUCAAGACACGUGCUUCCAAACAUGCCUAUUCCAAACAGCCUAGAAUAAUUAUGGUCCCAGCUUUCCUCUUGGCUGUAUCUUUGACACUGUAUCUGUAUCCAUGUACAGUCCUGACGUCUGUGUUGUUGUUCGAGGCCUGGGGAUGUCUUCACGCAUGUCUCUCGAGAGAUUUCCUGCACUGAGCCUUUUUCCCGUCAUAGAACAUCUUUAAAAGUAAAUGUGCUCGUAAACAGUUUUCAAUUUUUCAAUACUUUAGCCUUACUGUACCCAUUUUCCCAAUUUUAAAGUGUGAGGUUUUGACCCAUAAAAAAGUAAUCCAACCUAAUCUUGUUACGUCCUCCUUUUUACCAUCUGUCGGAACGAAAGAUUAAAUAA